GAGAGGCACAAGCGCUCCGGCCCUUCCAGCGGCAGGCAGCGGGAAGAGAAAGGGUCUGUUGUUUUUCUCUCCUUGUUUCUCUCUCCUCCACUGCUGAUCACCAAGCUGCUGACCAGGGAAAAAAAGAGAGAGAGAAAGAAGGAAAAAGAAAAACCUUAAACUCCCUUUGAAAACCAGCUUGGAGUCAGGGCCUGGAGCGCACGCCCUAGACUCGGCGACUCAGGAAUCGUGAAGACACGCUCUGAGCGAGCCGGGAGCACCUGAGCUGCGCCUCCCCCCCGCCCCCCGCCUGCCCUCGCCCUCCCCUGUCGCCCUGGGUCCCGGGCGUGAGUCCGGAAGUGGCCAGGACCCGACCAGGACCCGGCCAGGACCGCCGCUGGUAAACCUGUGAGAGCUCUGGCGUUGACAGCUGGAAGGCAGCUGGGACUGCGGCGGUGCCCCUCCUUGUACCCCGCCACCCUCACCCCACAUCGAAUUGCCGGAGCCGAACCUUCCUUCUCAGUCCUGGAACAACCUUCUUUAAGGAAAGCUGACUUCACCCAAUGUCUUCAAUCCCACUGGAAUCAUCCCUCCCAAACCUGAAAGCCCUGUACACUCCUUGGUCCCAUCUGGUCACAGCACGUUAAGGUGAAAGAGCCCAGCCGGGGCUGCUCUGCUGUUUACCUGAGCUGACAAAGACACUAAUCUCCCUAGUCAGCAGUGGCAGCAGACGUUAUCCAGCCUUCUACACCGCAUUCCUUUUCUAAGACUUUUCUGGGCCUAUUUGCUUUCCAGCCCAAUGAUUCCCUUCUUAUUGGAUGGUCUCCCUUUUAUACAUCAAGCCUAGAUUUGGCAACUCCCUGAGGACUGGAAAGUCCUUUGGUGCCCCCCAGUUGACCUCUUCUGACCAUGGAACACCAUCAACCAGAGCGUCCAGUCUCUGUCAAGGCCAGGACUGCAGAAGCAGCCAGCCCUGAGCACCACGAGGUGCUAUCAGGACCAGAUGAGCACCCCCAGGACCAGGAUGCUGGAGAGGCUGAUGCCGUGGCUGGAGAGGCUGAUGCCGUGGCCGGAGAGGCUGAUACCGUGGCCGGAGAGGAUGAUGCUGUGGCCGGAGAGGCUGAUCUGGCGGCCAGAGAGGCUGAUGGGGCGGCCAGAGAGGCUGAUAGGGCGGCCAGAGACGCUGAUGGGGCAGCUACAGAACAGGAGCCAGAAGAUCAAGGGUCACUGCCAGUCCAGGGCCAGGAUAAACCCGAGUCUGCUCCACCUGCUGCUAGCUCAGACCUGCUGGGGCCCGCCCACGGGACACAGCCUGAAGUAGAGACAGUGGGGGCGUGCUCCAGGCCCCCGGAGCUUCCCCAGUCACCCAGAGCCCGACAGCCUGAGAUCGAUUUCUACUGUGUGAAGUGGAUCCCCUGGAAGGGAGCACGGACUCCCAUCAUCACCCAGAGCACUAACGGCCCCUGCCCUCUGCUCGCCAUCAUGAACAUCCUCUUUCUUCAGUGGAAGGUGAAGCUGCCUCCUCAGAAGGAAGUGAUCACAUCAGAUGAGCUCAUGGCCCAUCUUGGAGACUGCCUCCUGUCCAUCAAGCCCCAGGAGAAGUCAGAGGGACUUCAGCUUAAUUUUCAGCAGAAUGUGGACGAUGCAAUGACAGUGCUGCCUAAGCUGGCCACAGGCCUGGAUGUCAACGUGCGAUUCACAGGUGUCUCGGAUUUUGAGUAUACGCCUGAGUGCAGUAUCUUCGACCUACUAGGGAUACCUCUGUACCACGGCUGGCUUGUUGAUCCACAGAGUCCUGAGGCUGUGAAUGCAGUUGGGAAACUGAGUUACAAUCAGCUGGUAGAGAAGAUCAUCACCUGCAAGCACUCCAGCGACACCAACCUCGUGACGGAAGGCCUGAUUGCAGAACAGUUCCUGGAGACCACUGCGGCCCAGCUGACCUACCAUGGACUGUGUGAGCUCACCACCGCUGCCAAGGAGGGUGAACUUAGCGUCUUUUUCAGAAACAACCACUUUAGCACUAUGACUAAGCACAAGAGUCACCUGUACUUGCUGGUCACCGACCAGGGCUUUCUACAGGAGGAGCAAGUGGUGUGGGAGAGCCUGCACAGUGUGGAUGGAGACAGCUGCUUCUGUGACUCUGACUUUCACCUAAGUCACUCCCUGGGCAAGGGCCCUGGAGCAGAAGGUGGGAGUGGCUCCCCAGAAAAGCAGCGACAGGUCGACCAGGACUACCUGAUCGCCUUGUCCCUGCAGCAGCAGCAGCAGCCACCGGGCACGCUGGGUCUUAGCGACUUGGAGCUGGCCCAGCAGCUUCAGCAAGAAGAGUACCAACAGCAGCAAGGGGCCCAGCCUGUGCCAGCAAGGGUGCCGUCGCCCCAGGGGAGAGGAGUCCCACCUGGACGCCCCGCCGGAGAGCGUCGGCGGAGGCCGAAGCAAGAGUCCGACUGUGUCCUCCUAUAGCGCUGCCCUGUGCCAGGCUGCCCUGCCUCUUCUCAGAGGCUACUGCGAUUUUGCUUGCUCCCCCAGGUCAACCCCUGAGAUACACAGGGUAACUUAUUUAUGGACUGCUGGGGACCAGAGCAGGCAGUAAAUGUCAAGGUCAGACUCAGUGACAUCCUUGCCCUCAAGUGCUGCGGCUUCUCUUCCUCCCAGUCACCCAGGGCAACAGUGGGACUGGUGGGGUGAGGAUUUCUGAUUCCCAACUCCCUUUUCCCAGAAUAUCACACUAAUAUACAGACUCAGGCUCCAGGGGGAGGUCCCUGUCUAGAACGCAUCUCCCCUACUUCCCACCCUGACUGACUGGGUCCUUCUGGCUAUCCUGCAGGUCCGACUCCCUUUGUUUCAGGAUUUGAUUUGAAUUUCUAUCUCCAUCAUUUGUAAUGUCUUCC
Messenger RNA from Pteronotus mesoamericanus, 2870 nucleotides. It is a transcript of the gene MINDY1, whose product is annotated as MINDY lysine 48 deubiquitinase 1. Gene Ontology annotation, biological process: protein K48-linked deubiquitination. The coding region runs from base 889 to 2442 and encodes 517 amino acids. The transcript is spliced from 11 exons. Gene Ontology annotation, molecular function: cysteine-type carboxypeptidase activity; K48-linked deubiquitinase activity; cysteine-type deubiquitinase activity. Lineage: Eukaryota; Metazoa; Chordata; Mammalia; Chiroptera; Mormoopidae. Gene Ontology annotation, cellular component: cytosol; cell periphery. The record is from RefSeq and is a predicted model, not a curated record.